Messenger RNA from Sander lucioperca (pikeperch), 3186 nucleotides. It is a transcript of the gene tmem119b, whose product is annotated as transmembrane protein 119b. The coding region runs from base 1623 to 2462 and encodes 279 amino acids. Gene Ontology annotation, biological process: ossification; positive regulation of bone mineralization; positive regulation of osteoblast proliferation. The transcript has 2 exons. Gene Ontology annotation, cellular component: plasma membrane. NCBI's taxonomy places the organism in Eukaryota, Metazoa, Chordata, Actinopteri, Perciformes, Percidae. The record is from RefSeq and is a predicted model, not a curated record.
AAACUAUAUCUUAGUUAACACUUUAUUUUACAGGUCUGUCAUUGCCUAAUCAUUUUUGUUACUUGGUACUAAUUUUGAAAUGGAGACAAAGUUCAGAGACAGUUAGUUUAGUUGGUUGUGUGCUUAUUUCCAGAGGGAUUUCUUUGAAAGAACUACUCCAUUUAACCCCAGUCUUGGUUACACUAACAUAGCAUUUAAUUAGAAUACACUAUUUGGUCAUUAACCAGUUGAAAACAUUCUGGAUAUUGCCCAUAAUAGGUGCCAACACCUUUCUCGGAUAUCAAUUGAAAAUGAUUAGACUUUACGAACUUGUAACAUAAGGGUUUACCAAAGUUUUUCAAAUGGAUAUCUGUUCACUCUGAGAUUUAAAAUAAGAACAGUAAUUCAGAUAAACUUUGUGCUGCAAAUGUUCAACAUGAAAGCUGUGAAUACAAGACAGCUCUGUUUCUAAAGGUGCUCUAUGUCCUUACAUGUCUCUAAAUGAUAAACUGUCAUAAAAUGUCAUUAUAAAAACCUGUGGACUAAGUCAGUUCCCUUAUUUAUGACAGGCUUUAUAAAAGGCUUUUUUUCUAUGCUGGACUGGAUUUCAUAUUCACUUCCCUUCCUGCGAAAAGGAAACAGAGCCCUGAAUGCCUAUUUCUUUUUUUCACGUUGAGCUAUGUGCAACUGAAACAGACACUGGGGACUAUCAACAGAGCUGAGAUGAAUGUAAACCUGAAGGAUGCAGGACACUUAAUCUCACGCUCCUAAUGACCAUAUAAAGCUAGACUUGUCUUGACUGAUCUCAAACACGGUAGAGUUGCCAAAAAUGCAUUUGCACACAUACACAACAACUUGUAGGGCUCACUCGUACGCAGUCAAACUCUCCCUAAAGUGGUCACACACAAUGUGUGAGUUUAAUUGCUUGUUUCUGGAGAAAAAUCCCCCUUCUCCUGACUGUUUUGUCUGCACAGGAAACAUUAACCUCUUCCUGUAUUAGCUGGUCACUCUUACAAGCUUCUCUCUGACUCGUUUUGCCCCAGCAAGCCUGCUGUUAGUCAUCAGUGUCAGAGGCUGAGGUUGAAGGAAAGGCCAAUGAGACUGUCAACGAGAGGCUCCUUCUGCAGAAAUCAUGGAGAAAUACUUUUUAAGUGAACACAUGUUACCAAUGAUGAUGUUUGAGGGUUGGUUUGUGUGUUUUUUAUAGUAAUAAAGUUGUUGUUUUUUCAUCCCACCAGUGUUGUCAUAGCCUUGCACAUCAGUUAGCCACACAGGAGAGUGGAGGAGAGGGUCCCUGCCCCCACAGCACUUUACAAACCUCUACCUAACAAGAACAAUCUGUGUGCAGGCCAGAGAGCUCAGACACUCUCUGGGAAGCUGAAGGGGGAGGAGAACACUGGAGAGGCAGAAGGAGGGAUUUGUCCUCAUGGUUAAGGGCAUCUUUUUUUGCACUAUUCAGACAAACCUCCAGCCUGAAAUCUGAAACUGCAGAAGUAGCGUGGCUCGCCAAGCAUUUGUUACUCUCUGCUGUGCUCUUUCUCUCGCAGUUCACUUUUUCCAGACUGGUUUCACGUAUCCUCCAUCAGAGGCGAUUCCAACAGAGACACUUCUUGUGCUGCAGUGGAUGAUCCUGAGGGGAAACCAUGCUCCCAAUGGCCCUUCGUCUAAUUGGUCUGUGUGUGGUCUUCUGCAUCAGCAGCAGCUUGGCCACACCACUACCUUUUUACAGUUCUCUAGAAGGAAGUACAGAUGAGGAAGAACUCAGUAACUUUACUUCCUCUCUGCCCACCAGCAACCUUUCCUCUGAGUACCAAACCACACCUGUUGGCCCCACCCAUGUGGAAACGGACUUUCUGAAUCAAGUUGUGGACUUUCUGGAGGAGAACAUGCUCCUUAUCCUUGUUGCAGGCUCUUUCAUCCUUCUGCUCUUCCUUAUUAUCUGUGGGUCAAUUAUCAUGAGCCGCAGGCGCAAAGUCAAUGCCUACUACCCUUCCUCUUACCCCUCAAAAAUGUACGUAGACCACAGGGACAAAAAUGGAGGUGCUAAACUCUUUAAUGAAGUGCCAGAAAAACAUGCUCCCGAGCAGGAAAGUGAGCCAGUGGACUCUCACAAGCAGCUCCAGGCAGACAUUAUGAGGGCUACCAAGAGGCUGCGCACACCAAAUAAAUGUGUUGAUGCUGCAGAGGGAGGUGACCCCAGUCAGAAAGUAGCAGACCACAGUCCUGAGGACAGCUCUCAACCAGAUGGCAGAAUCCUGGACCAGCAGCUACCAAGUCUCCCUGAGGAAAAGGAGCUGUGUGAGUUUUCUGAAAGUGAAGAAGCAGCAGGAAGCCCUGAGCUAAAUCCUCCAGAGCAGCUUCAUCCAGAGGAAGCAAAUUUACAGGAGCCUUUAACUGGCAGGAGUCUCAGGCCCUCCUCUCUGCACAUUCACAAUGACUCUGCUACACUUCAGCUGAUUGCAGGAGAUAAAACUGCCUUCUAAUCUAUUCUGAACACUGACCUGAAUGUAUUUCUUUUAACACUUUGAAUCCAUGAGUGGCAAUUUGUCCAGUAGGCUUACAAGAAUGUCUACAUGUGUAUCAAGGGAAAAGAAAGGUUGCUAAAUUCCAAUCAGUGUUGUUUUUUUUGUAAUAUUGUAGCAGCCUGUUGCUUUGCUCUGACUGGAUAUAUAUUCCAUGCCAUAUUAUAAACAUCUUUCAUAGAGUAACAUCAUUAACUUCUGGUACAAAACUGAUUUCUUUUUAUGGGGUGCUUUGUGUUGUUUAAGGACAUCUUGCUCAGUGUUUAAUUCCUAAAACAAUUAUCCCAAAUACUUUGUCCUGCUGUGCAAAACGCUAAGUAUUGACAAUGUUUUACAGAUAAGUAUUUGCAUGUUUAAGAUUAGUCAAUAAUAGAAAACCAAUGCCUGAGAAUAGUUUUGGUUUCAGGAUACUUUUAUUGCAGACUGUCAAGUAAGCAUUACUAAAUAAUCAUAAAUUACACUUAAAACCAAUGGACCCUUUCAUUGUUUCAAGCCACUUUGCUUAAUUGCAUAUCAAAGGUCAGUGCUUAGGGUGUAGAUAGACUACAGCUCUUAGCUUUAAUUAUUAUCACCAUCACACCUUCUUUCAAACUAAACACUCCCCAAGCACAAAAUCUUCAAAUUGAACACAAUCUCUAAAAAUAAGCCUCUUUUUGUACCAACAGUGCUUCCAUUGUGCGUUUAU